Molecule: messenger RNA, 1686 nt
Organism: Cajanus cajan (pigeon pea)
Lineage: Eukaryota; Viridiplantae; Streptophyta; Magnoliopsida; Fabales; Fabaceae
Product: protein WVD2-like 3
Biological process (GO): microtubule cytoskeleton organization
Molecular function (GO): microtubule binding
Source: RefSeq, a predicted model, not a curated record
AGCAAAAAGUGGAUGAUUCAAAUUCAAAAUUUGUAAAGAUGAAAUUUUUAACGCCGUUAAGAAACGGCGUGUGACCGACGAGGGUCAUAUAAAAGGCGCGACUACACAACAAAGUACAGGACAAAACUCAAAGCAUAAACUCAAAAACUCAACACAACUCACCAACACACUAGCAUUAUUUCUUUCCAGAUCCAACUCAGAAUAGCAAUGGUAGUAGAAGAUACAGAUAUUUGUGUCAUCAAGGAGCCAGAUCGUGUCAUAGUCUAUUCAGAUGAUAUUCCCCAUGAUUCAGGCCAUGAAACUGGAAGUGAACAACACAAUAUUACGGAGUCUUAUGAACAAAUCAAUGAAACUACUGAACAUCAUAGUUCAGAGGAGAGCACAAAGGAAUAUGAGGUGAAGGAAUGUACAACAGAAGUUUCUGUUAAGGUCUCUGAUGUAUCUAACAUCAAAGACUGUGAUGAGAAGUUAACCUCAGAUUCGGAGGGUGUCCUCAGUGAGAAAAGUUUAAAAUCCCAUAAAACAAGGGGUAAUCACAAGCCACGAGAUACUGUGAAGCAUGGAUCAAGACCUCCUGUUGGAAACCUUCAGAGUAGGAGUACAGGUAGUGUCCAAAUCAAGCCCACAGUUCCACAACCAUUUUCCCUUGCAACUGAGAAGCGUGCUUCAGUUGGAACACGUGCUGCUUCUGAAGAAGAUAGCAAGGGAAAUAGUGAGAGAAAAUCUUUAAAUCUGAAAAAUGUGCUAUCUCCCAAUAUGUUUAAACAGAAUCAGUUGAGAUCUCCCGUAGUUUCAAGAAAGCCACUGCAACCUGAUAACAAGAAGCAUCCCGAUGAGGACGAUUCUUGUUCUGUUGCUUCAAUAACUGCAGCUUCUGUGCGGUCAAUCAAGUCCAGGGCAACUGUUGCUUCUGCUCCUGUCUUUCGGUCUACCGAGCGUGCAGAGAAAAGGAAGGAGUUUUAUUCAAAAUUAGAGGAAAAACACCAAGCAAUGGAAGCUGAGAAGAAUCAAAGUGAAGCAAGGACCAAGGAAGAGAUGGAGGAAGCUAUCAAGCAACUAAGGAAGAGUUUAAAUUUUAAAGCAAACCCUAUGCCGAGCUUUUACCAUGAGGGGCCUCCUCCUAAGGUUGAAUUGAAGAAGCUACCAGCCACACGAGCAAAAUCUCCAAAGCUGGGCAGGCGAAAGAGCAACAAUGGUGGAGCUAAUUUAUCUGAAGGGGACAAGGUGAAAGGAGCUGGUGUCAGGAGAAAGCAUCACAUACUGAAGACAGAGAACUAUGAUGACAAGAGUGAUGUGAAUGGCUUACGUGACCACAAAAACAAGACCAAGCAUAUUGAAGAAAUUAAUGUUACUGAAGUAACUGGACAAGCAGACUUGGAGAUUGGCAGCCAGUAAGAUUUUCAGUGAGUUUUUUUUCUCAUUUCUCUGAUUUAUAUGUAUCAAGGGACUGUGGUCUUGUUUCUUGCAACAACCAUGUUCACUUUGUUUUUCCUUUAACUUAUAAGCACUUGCUGCUGUGUCCAUUGUGUAAGUAGUGAAAAUGUUUAUUUGUAAUUUAUUUCUAAUUAUUUGUAAAAUGAAAUCCUGUUGCUCAUAAGAGCAAUUUCAGCAUUUGUUUGUCUGCCUGAAGUCCAGGAUCAGAUUGUUUGAAUUCAUCAUCAUUAAAAUAAUGCUGUUCCAUUAACA